This is a messenger RNA of Nelumbo nucifera (sacred lotus), 1661 nucleotides long. RefSeq names its product Saccharopine dehydrogenase. The record is from RefSeq and is a predicted model, not a curated record. NCBI's taxonomy places the organism in Eukaryota, Viridiplantae, Streptophyta, Magnoliopsida, Proteales, Nelumbonaceae.
GGAGGGAAGAAGCGGUGGAAGAGAAAGCGAGAGAUAUGGCGCGAGCUCCCCUUCAUUUGAAGUUAAAUCGGAGUAUCGUCGCCUAUGCAAAGGAGACUGAACCAAGGGUUCAUCUACCAAACAAGACUCCUCUGAAUUCUCGGGUUUUGGUUCUCGGAGGAACUGGAAGAGUUGGCGGAUCUACUGCUACAGCUCUUUCUAAACUCUGUCCUGAUCUCCGAAUCGUUGUCGGAGGUAGAAAUAGGGAGAAAGGUGCUGCUCUAGUGGCUAUGCUUGGUGAAAGCUCUGAGUUUGCAGAAGUCAAUAUCGACAAUAUAAAAUCAUUGGAAGCAGCUUUAAAAGAUGUGGAUCUUGUAAUUCAUGCAGCAGGACCCUUUCAGCAGACGGAGACAUGCACUGUACUAGAAGCUGCCAUAUCUACCAAGACAGCAUAUGUGGAUGUCUGUGAUGAUACAAGCUAUGCAUGGCGAGCAAAAUCUUUUCACAAGAAAGCAGUAGCUGCCAACAUUCCAGCCAUAACAACUGCUGGAAUUUACCCUGGAGUGAGCAAUGUGAUGGCAGCUGAAUUGGUUCGUGCUUCUAGAGGUGAUGGUAGAGGUGAGCCUGAAAGGCUAAGAUUUUUCUACUACACAGCAGGUUCUGGUGGUGCCGGCCCAACAAUUUUAGCAACCAGCUUUUUGCUUCUUGGAGAAGAUGUGAUUGCCUACAAUAAAGGAGAAAAAAUCAAAUUAAAGCCUUAUAGUGGAAUGCUCACCAUUGACUUUGGAAAAGGGAUUGGAAAGAGAGAUGUUUAUUUGUUGAACUUGCCUGAAGUAAGAAGUGCUUAUGAAAUCUUGGGGGUACCUACUGUUAGUGCUCGAUUUGGCACUGCUCCUUUCUUUUGGAAUUGGGGAAUGGUUGCCAUGACAAGUCUUCUUCCUGCGGAGUUUUUAAGAGACAGGAGCAAAGUACAGAAGUUAGUUGAAUUGUUUGAUCCACUAGUCCGAGGUAUUGAUGGGAUUGCAGGAGAGCGUGUGUCAAUGAGGGUGGAUUUAGAGUGCUCAAAAGGACGCAGUACACUAGGUAUAUUCAGUCACAGAAGCCUUUCCGUAUCUGUGGGAACUGCCACAGCUGCAUUUGCAAUGGCUGUUCUCGAGGGAAGCACACAACCUGGGGUUUGGUUUCCGGAAGAGCCCGAAGGAAUUGCAAUUGAGGCAAGAGAGGUGCUUCUCAAACGUGCAGCACAAGGAACAAUAAAUUUUGUUAUGAACAAGCCUCCAUGGAUGGUGGAGACCGACCCAAAAGAGAUCGGGUUAGGAAUAUAUGUUUGAGGAUACUCAAAUUCAAAGCCUAAGCACCGCUAGAUUUAGCUUCAGCAGCUACCUUUUUGCAAUAUCAGAGAGGUGUCAAAAGCUGCAUGGUCUGUGGAGUGGAUUGUCAAGUUUGCCUUUAGUGUAGGAUCAUGCAUUACGGAGAAAUUAAUGAACGCCACUAGUUCAUUGGUCUAAUAUUCCCCUGGUAUUUGGAUGAAGCAUAUAAUACACAUUUAUAAUUGUCUAAAGCAGUCAUCAGAAACAUAAUUAAAAUUGUCAUUCUUUUUUUUAUAAAAUUUUGAUUCUUUUAAGCAAAAUAAAUCACUACAACCCUUAUAAUAUUGGCACCAUCAGGUUUAUGAUUCUUCA